This is a messenger RNA of Plenodomus lingam JN3, 624 nucleotides long. RefSeq lists its product as uncharacterized. The record is from RefSeq and is a predicted model, not a curated record. NCBI's taxonomy places the organism in Eukaryota, Fungi, Ascomycota, Dothideomycetes, Pleosporales, Leptosphaeriaceae.
AUGGUCGAUCCCCCGCAAAGCAAGCUGCUGGAAAUUGGCCCUAAUGUUAAUGAGCGACAGGAUGUUGGGCAUGGGUCCACAUGCUGUACCUCAUCUGCCUGCACCCGAUUGGCGUCACUCUCGCCCACGCGAAAAGCCAAGAUGGUGCUGGUGCGGAGACAAAUAGCCUUUUCUGUGCCACCAUGCUGCAUUGCACCCUGCAGCUCUGCUGUUUUGUUGGGUUGCGAACCGAGCUGGAUAUCGCUCACAAUCUUCUUGAGAAAGGGGGAGGAGUGGAUUCGUCAUGGUGAGGAGCUUCGACAAGGGAGACAUCGCACCCCAGCUCCUGCAUCUGUCCCGACAACACUGGACGGCAGCAGGCGAGCAGUCACACGCGAGCUCCAAGCCUUCUACAGCUCUGUGCGGCCCUGCAUCCCGGGUGAUAUGCCUUCGCGGCCUACUGGGUAUCUCUUGGAAACGAUUGGCUCAAGAAGAGUUACCAACGGUGUCACACAUCUCACUAAGCCUAUGGGCCAGGAUGUCAAGCAGCCCUUUGACUUGGUCGAGUCUGGAUGGCCUGCAGUACCAGCACCCGCUUAUGUCCGUUCCGAAGAUGUCUGGAGCGACUCUUGGAGACACAGAUAA